UCAGGAAUAUUCACGGCUGCUCUCGCCCUCUUCACCGACCUAAACGUCCUCUUAAACCUAGUCUCUAUCGGAACGCUCUUUGUCUUCUACAUGGUGGCAAACGCCGUUAUAUUCCGCCGUUAUGUAGUGGUGGGAUACACCAAGCCAUGGCCAACACUCUCUUUCCUUUGCCUAUUCUCCAUAACCUCAGUUUUUUUCACCUUAGUCUGGCAACUCGCACCGCCAGGGCCACUUAGAUGGUUCAUGCUCGGAGCCAGCGCGGUCACGGCUAUAGCCAUCGUGCAAAUAUUCCAUUGUGUUGUACCUCAAGCUAUGAUCCCUGAGUUUUGGGGUGUACCGUUGAUGCCGUGGACUCCAUGCGUUUCGAUAUCUUUGAACAUUUUCUUGCUUGGAUCGUUGGAGGCUCCUUCUUAUAUCAGAUUCGGGUGCUUCUCGGGAUUGGCAGUGCUUGUGUAUGUGUUUUAUAGUGUUCAUGCGAGCUUUGAUGCUGAAGGAGAUGGGUCUCUUGAUUUCAAAGACAUGGAAAGCCUUGAAAGAAUCAACAGAUCAGUUUUGUGUUAAUUAAAAUGCUUGUUUAGUAAAAUGAACUUGAUGACAAUUUUGACCCAAAAAAAAAGA
This is a messenger RNA of Camelina sativa (false flax), 618 nucleotides long. Lineage: Eukaryota; Viridiplantae; Streptophyta; Magnoliopsida; Brassicales; Brassicaceae. The record is from RefSeq and is a predicted model, not a curated record.